This is a messenger RNA of Entrophospora candida, 507 nucleotides long. The record is from the annotation of a GenBank genome assembly. NCBI's taxonomy places the organism in Eukaryota, Fungi, Glomeromycota, Glomeromycetes, Entrophosporales, Entrophosporaceae.
AUGAAGAAAAUUAUUGUAAAAGAGUUCCAUGAAAUUAUAACAGACCCCAUUUUCCUAGGUGCUUCUGAAAAUAGAAUUGUGCAGCAUGAUGAACUGCCCGUGGUAAACGACGAGCUUUCGGUGACUCUAUAUCUGAAAGUUAAAAGUAUUAGUUCUGGUUGGGCCUGCAUUUUUCAUAAAGGUGAUGAACAUAGUAUUCGCACUCCUGGACUCUGGUUGUGGCCAAACAAAACUACAUUGCAUGCCCGUUUCUCAAGUAACUGGAAUCGCAAUGUUGGAAUUGGUGAGACUACUGCUCUUUCAUUGGAUAAAUGGCACUAUCUAAGCUACACCCUUUCUGAUUCUGAAAAGAGAUUAGACCUCUACAUAGAUUGUUCGUGGGUCGGAUUCUAUAGCAUCCAGGAUGUUCGGACGCAAAAUGUUUUGUUUAAUACAGGACCACUGCAUAUUGGAUCAGCAUUUAAUCCAGGGAUUACUGGUGAAAUUAGGUAUUAUUUAUCACAGUAA